Tachysurus fulvidraco (yellow catfish) is the source of this 783-nucleotide messenger RNA. RefSeq lists its product as uncharacterized. The record is from RefSeq and is a predicted model, not a curated record. The coding region runs from base 83 to 718 and encodes 211 amino acids. NCBI's taxonomy places the organism in Eukaryota, Metazoa, Chordata, Actinopteri, Siluriformes, Bagridae. The transcript has 3 exons.
CUUCAUGUUGCUUUUGUAGUCGUUCAUCACUCAGGUCCAAGAUCUCCAUCAAGUACAGAGAGAGGAUUGUUCUCUGGACAAAAUGAGAAUACAGGUCAUUUUUGGAGUCCUGCUGAUCUACAACCACGUUGUCAUGGGUUCACUGUUUCAGGAUCAUGUCUGUAGAUUUACUCAGAGUAAUCAGUGUUAUGUAGCUGUGGGACAACAACUGUACCUGCAAAUGCCGCUGGAGGAUGAGUUUGACCUAAAUACCACUAGUGUAAUUUUAAGAUAUAGAAAAACCCAAAGUUCCCCACCAACACCAAAUCACUCAAGAUGGCAGUUUGUUAAUGAUAGUAAAACUAUGAUACUAACCAGUGCAGAGAGGAACGACUCUGGAACAUACACUUUAAACAUCUUUGAUGUAGACGGGAGAAGUAAAGGCAGUUAUACUCUCCAGGUGAACAUUGAAGCUCAGGUGUCCUCAGUGAAAUUGUCCUACAGCUGCUUGUUCUCUGGAGUCAGGAGAGUGUUCUGUUCUUCUGAUGGAGACAACCUGCACUUCAGCUGGACUUCUGAAUCAAUCACUCGGUUGGAGGACGACAACAAAACUCUCGUACUAGAUAAAAGCCAUAGAGAACAAUUCACCUGUCUUGUCGAAAAUCACGUCAGUCGUGAGCACAUUUCCAUUAAACUCCCGACAUGUAUUGGUGAGUUUGUCUUUCUAAGUAACAAAUGAAUCUAAUACUGUAAACUUUUAAUAAUAAAUAUCACUAACACUAUUGUGCAGUGCUUCUUACUUUC